This is a messenger RNA of Diabrotica virgifera virgifera (western corn rootworm), 3582 nucleotides long. RefSeq names its product homeobox protein dve-1 (gene dve). Gene Ontology annotation, biological process: chromatin remodeling; regulation of transcription by RNA polymerase II. The coding region runs from base 170 to 2332 and encodes 720 amino acids. The transcript has 5 exons. Gene Ontology annotation, molecular function: DNA-binding transcription factor activity, RNA polymerase II-specific; RNA polymerase II cis-regulatory region sequence-specific DNA binding. The record is from RefSeq and is a predicted model, not a curated record. Lineage: Eukaryota; Metazoa; Arthropoda; Insecta; Coleoptera; Chrysomelidae.
UAGUCGCGCUCAAACUUUCGCGGUGAAACAUCGUGUCGAACCACUGCUCGGCAGGCCGGUCACGUUGUUGACGAUUUCUUGGAACUGGUAAUGAAUUUUCGUUUUUUGACAUCAGACAUGAAGUAAAAACGCUCGUGUUGGUUUCUAUUCAGUUUUUACGUUUAAGACAAUGGACUUUCAAAGUGCUAUGGAAACUUUUGCUGAGGCUUGGGUUGCUGCUAACACCAAGGGGGCACCCCUAUCUGACAUUGCUACACAGAGCCAAGCUCUAGCUUUAACAAGAAACUGCAAAACACCUCCUCCAACGUCUGCUGCCAGUGUCAACGAGAGAUCAAGUCGGGAGUCGGCUGAAAGGACGCUAACCCCAAACGUAGCCAGGUCGGCCACUCCUUUGGAAAACACGGUGUCUCCUCAGUCAAUCAAGGAAGAUUUUGAUCCAAACAAGACUUCUUCCGCAAAGUCUCUACCAGUCCACUGCAUAGUAGAAGCGAUAUGUUCAUUAGAAGAAAGCCGGACAUUGCAACAUGGAGUCUGGAGAAGGCGCCCAAUGAUCGAAAUAGACACAUACGUCAUAAUUCCCGUAGGAACUCCUUUCCAUAAUCUAGUACAGGCAGCUCUUUUCCGCUUAGGAUACUCCUCAGAAAGUGCAGCUGCAGCCAAAGGCUCGAUACUUAUCAAGAAUUGGAAAGCCCUCAGCUUUGAUCAGAUUUCUGAUGACCCUCUUAUUACAGUUGGGGAUAUAUUGGGGGAACUUUCCACCGUAGCUACACUGAGAAUACAGGUGUUUAGAGGAAGACCUGGGGUUCUCAACGAGAUUAAGGAUAAGCUGCUUAGAUUUUUGCUGCUGCAGUCACACGGAUUGCUGUUAUCUUCUGGAUGCCCUUUGGAUGAGAUUCUUCUAUCUCAACUCUGCCGGAGCACAAACCCGUCAGCAGGCCCUCUUCCAGAGAUCUCGGAAGAAAAUCGUCGCAAGUUUGAUCAGUGGUGGACAACACAAAUAAAUCCCCAGUCACCUGCUGGACGAUCCCAGUUCGUGCCAUCUUACCCUAACCAGUAUUCAGUUCCACCUCAGGCUGCUACACCAAUGGAGCGAGGGUUGCCUGAAACCCACCCAGCAAUGCAAACUGUACACAGUCAAUUUCCAACGCAAAAGACAAGAAUGAGGACGAGUUUUGAUCCAGAGCUAGAGCUUCCAAAAUUGCAAAGAUGGUUUACAGAGAACCAGCAUCCAAGUAGGCAACAAAUUCAGCAAUAUGUUAAGGAAUUGAAUAGCUUGGAGUCCCGUAGGGGUAGGAAACCAUUGGACAUUAAUAAUGUUGUUUACUGGUUUAAAAACGCUAGAGCUGCUCAGAAAAGGGCUGAAAUAAGGAAUGUGUCGACCCCAAAUUUGCAAUGUCACAUGGGUGUGAAUGGAUAUAGCAACCACAGUCCUACCAAUGGCGGAGGGUUUCUGUUGGCUGACAGCUAUCUAAAUUCCGAUAGGCUGGCUGAACACAGGUUGAAAAAUAGCCUGACUAGAAGACAGUUGCAAAAUUCCCACACAUCUGACGAAUUUUCCAACGCCGGGUCCGAUAUGGAAGACGAAGAUAUGAACGAGGUACAACCUUCUAGUCCCACGGGACCCUUGUCGCUCACCACCCGCAAGGAUUCCAGGGAGGCUAGCCCUCGAUCUUCUACCCCUCCACCCCCACCGGACAUACAAAUUGAAAAUUGCAAAGAAGAGCCGAAAGACGAGCCCACAUUUAACCAACCUGGAGACCACAUCAACCCCAAAACGUCUCUGUCGGACGGAGAAGACGAAGAGAUCGAAUCGUCGCCAUCGCCCGCAGGAAAUCGGCCGUUGAUGCAGAGAUACUGUUCCCCGCCGCCGGACGUGGAUAAUCAGCUUAUACCCCGAACCCCAGACGGUUUGGAUAGAUUAGCCGCCGGAUUCCCGGUCCUCCCGAACUCCAUGUUUAGCCAUAGUAUUAUGUAUAUGAGUCAUUAUAUGCCGGGAUUAUCCCACCCGGCCACCACCCCUCCCAGCUCGUCCCUCGCCAUGGCCAGUUUAACUGCUGACGAACGAAGGAAGAGGAAUCGCACGUUUAUAGAUCCUGUUACCGAAGUUCCAAGGUUAGAACAGUGGUUUGCACUCAAUACACACCCCUCACACAAUUUGAUUCUUAAAUAUACCGAGGAAUUAAAUUGUAUGGCCUAUCGACAGAAAUUUCCUAGGUUAGAGCCAAAAAACGUUCAAUUCUGGUUUAAAAAUAGAAGGGCUAAGUGUAAGAGGCUCAAAAUGUCGUUGUUUGAUAGUCAAACUGGUACUUACCACCAUAAUGAUCGUGAUUAAAUGUAUUUUAAAAUAGUUAUAAUAAGCAUAUUGACUUAACUAAGCUGUUUCAAGAUUUUCUUUCAACAGAAACAUCCAUAGUGCCAUAUAUAAGUAUAUACAGGGUGUUUCAUUAAGAAUGUCCAAUUUGUGAGUUGUAGAUUCUAGACCUCAAAAUAUUAAGAUUUAACUCAAAUCACUAAAUAAAAUGUGGCUUCUUACAUGGUGUUUUAUUUAAAAAUUUAAUAAAUAUUUUUUCUCAGUAUUCUCAAACAAUUCGACGUAUCCUUUUCAUACUUGGCAGAAAGUGUAGGUACUAUUCACACUAUGAAAUUAUGUUAAACAAAUGUUUCUGGCUAUUACUAGAGGUGUAGACAUGGGACAGUGAAUGGUUGACCCUUCCCAAAUUCUACGCCACUGACGGAAUUGCCAUUUUAGCGUAAUUUUUAGAUUCUUCAAUACCCUCUAUGUAAAUAAUAUGAAGAGUGGAGAUAUAUAACGGGCCAAGUGACAAAAAUACAGAAUCGAGAAAAAUGAGUUUUUAUCAGGAAACGGAACACUAUACUUAACGCCACUGACGGAAUUGCCAUUUUAGCGUAAUUUUUAGAUUCUUCAAUACCCUCUAUGUAAAUAAUAUGAAGAGUGGAGAUAUAUAACGGGCCAAGUGACAAAAAUACAGAAUCGAGAAAAAUGAGUUUUUAUCAGGAAACGGAACACUAUACUUAACGGCGGACGCUAUCUGUUGAAUUUAUUAUUUAGAGCUGUUUCUAAUGCAACUUUCACUCGUCCCAUAAUACAGGUUAACGGCAUUGUUACAUAGACCAGUAUAAUGAAAAAAAAAAGAAAUAUUGAUUUUUUGUCACUUGGCCCGUUAUUAUAUCUCCACUCUUCAUAUACUCUCCACUUGAAACGAUAAAGUCAUUAGUUUUUGAGAUAUUUGAAGUUAAACAUGUAACGGCACAGAUAUUUUGAUUAAUGUAUUGCGCCGCUUAAUUGUUAAUUUCAAAUGUCUCGAAAGCCAAUAAUGUUAUCCUUAUGAAUGAAUAAAAUUCUAUUCAGUCUUAACGAUAAAAUCAUUAGUUUUCGAGAUAUUUGAAGUUUAAAAUUAAGCGGCAAAAUACAUUAAUAUAGAUGUAUGUGCCGUUACAUGUUUAACUUCAAAUAUCUCGUAAACUAAUGACUUUCUCGUUGCUAGUGAAGAGUAUGUUAUUUACAUAGAGAGUAUUAGAGAAUCUAAAAAUUGCGCUAAAAUGGCAAUUCAGUCAGUGGCA